Messenger RNA from Tribolium madens (black flour beetle), 805 nucleotides. RefSeq lists its product as uncharacterized. The record is from RefSeq and is a predicted model, not a curated record. Lineage: Eukaryota; Metazoa; Arthropoda; Insecta; Coleoptera; Tenebrionidae. The coding region runs from base 205 to 747 and encodes 180 amino acids. The transcript has 2 exons.
AACUACGAUUUUGAGGAAUAAAUUAAAAAUUAAUAUAAAAGCAACAACUAAAUCUUCCAGAACUUGAAUAAUUACCUAUAAAAAAAUAUUAGGCAAAAAAACUAUUAAGAUUAUGUAAUUAGUUUUUUUAAAGGUUUUGACUGAUGCAAGUUAAAACAAAGUUUCUUAUUAGACGUGGUCUCCCCAUUUUGCUCAUAGAAAAGCAUGCAAUUUUUUAAAAUAUUUCAUAAGCUUCCUUAUAACCGAUCAAUUUAUGACAUUUUAAAGGUAGGCCUGAAUUUUCAUUCAACAAAACAGGUUUUUUUUGCACAUUUAUUGGUGGAGGACACAUUUUUACUAUAUAAACUCGCAUUCAGUUUUAGUUCGAUAUCACAUUUCGUAACUACAGUUUACAAAACAACCCCAAACAUCACCAUGAACGCUUUGAUCGUUUUUAUUUCUCUCGCCAUCGCUGGUGCUAACGCUGGAGGUCUCAUCGGAGCCCCUUUAGCCACCCCUUUAGCUACUAGUGUAAUCUCAGCCCGCGCUAUUGCAUCAGCUCCUUUGAUCGGUGCUCCAACUCUCGCUGCCGCUCCUUUGGGUGCAGGUUUAAUCGGAACUCGCUCAUUGAUCGGAGCUCCCUUGGGUGCUGGCAUAAUUAGUGCCCCACUUGCCGCCCCCUUAGGUGGUGGUUUGAUCGGUGCUCGGACCAUUAUUGGUGCCCCCGCGAUUUCCACCCUCUCAGCUGCUCCUUUGACCGCAUGGUAAAAAUCUACUCUUAUACUUUGUGUGUCCAAUAUUGAUGAAUUUGUAAAUAAAAUUAUUU